Messenger RNA from Coregonus clupeaformis (lake whitefish), 4727 nucleotides. RefSeq lists its product as uncharacterized. Gene Ontology annotation, biological process: transmembrane transport; potassium ion transport. Gene Ontology annotation, molecular function: protein-containing complex binding; voltage-gated potassium channel activity. Gene Ontology annotation, cellular component: membrane. The record is from RefSeq and is a predicted model, not a curated record. NCBI's taxonomy places the organism in Eukaryota, Metazoa, Chordata, Actinopteri, Salmoniformes, Salmonidae.
CCAACCGUCCCUUGACAAUGGGUUUCGAGGAAAUGUACAAUAUCGAGGAGGAAUGCCCGACAACCGUUUUGAAAAAGAGUGCGGUCACCAUAAUUUCUCCGAAACAGAACAUUGUACGAAUAUGGAAUUUAUUCAUCGCCCUAACAUCGUUGGUGGCUGCGACAGUGUCUUUAUUUGAGCUGUUCUUCAACUCCGCUAUCCCUGUGGUUGUUGGGAUAAGAUACUGCCUGGACGUGAUCUUCGUGUUGAACAUCAUCUCACGCUUUUACAUUGGAUAUGAAAGUAAUGGUGUAGUCAUCAUUGAUUCCAAACCAGUGCAGAGAAAAUAUCUCCGAACAUGGUUUAUCAUGGACCUGUUGGCUGUUCUUCCCUUUGAGACUCUGAGAUAUGCUUCGCCUGAAUUGCAUUUUAUGCAUAUCAAUCGAUGUCUAAGAGUCUUACGGCUGUUUGACAUAAUAUCGUCCUUUGGAAAAGAACCUGACACCAACAAGAUACAUGUUGCAGUCCUGAAAUCCUUUUCUAUUGUUGUCCUCUGUGUUCAAGUCUCUGCGUGUGCCUGGUACAAUCAGGCAUGUACAGCUGCUCAUGGUGACCAUCCAAGGGAGUGUCCAAAAGAGGAGAACUGGUUACAGCUGUUGCCAGAGUUUUCAACCAAUUUGACUGGAGCAACAGAUUUGGAGUUUUAUGCCACGUCACUAUACUGGUCUGCAAUAACUCUAGGUUCUGUGGGCUAUGGAGACAUACAUGCUAUGAAGAUCCCGGAGGUUACGGUUGCCUCACUGGUGAUGGUGGUUGGUUUAUUUGCCUUUGGAGUAAUCGUGACUGGAAUGAGCUCCAUCAUAAGCAAUCUGGAUGCCCGGAGAGGAAGGUUUCACCAUCGAAUGGAGUCCAUUUGUCUUCAUAUGAAACAAAUGGAAUUGCCAGAGGAAGUACAAACAUGGGUGCACAAAUAUUACUAUGAUCUGUGGACGCAUCGCAAAGGCAGUAUAAUCGCUGGACUACUGGAUGACCUUCCUUUUCCUCUACAUUCAGAAAUAUCCUCUGCUUGUUACAAACCUCUGAUGAAAAAGACAACCUUGUUUCAUGAUACCGAAGAUGGCUUUAAAAGAGCUUUGUCACUUAAAUUCAACACGUACACAUACAGUCCUGGACAAAUUUUGGCAAAGCCUGGAGAAAUCAAUCAAAAUGCCUACUACAUUGAACAUGGAGUGGUGCAGGUAUUAGGAGAUAAUCAUUGUGACAAAAUUGCCACUUUGCUGCCUGGAUCGUUAAUUGGAGAGGCUUAUCUGAUGUACAGAAUUCCAGAAACACUACGAUUUGAACGCAGAGAUCUUCUUGCAUUGUUUGCAGAUUACCCGGAAGCUGGUUUGAAGAUAGCAAGAACAGCUCAAAAACAGCUGCAUAAUGUUAAGCAUCCUAUUAGGGAAGCCUUUGCGCUAGGAGUGGCAUCGAACCCCCAGAAUGUGGUUUUUCAGAAGGAUUUAAGUGUAAAUCUGCUGCCAAGGGAUCAGAAGAUUUUUACAUUGUUUAUGGAAUAUUUUGCAAACCAGUCCCACAAUAUCUCUUCAUCAGUUAAAACAUCUACAGACGUGAAAAGGUCUGUUUGGAUGAGAACUAUUCGACCAGAUGGCAUGUUUGCUCAGAAGUGGGAGGUCUUCAUGUUUUGGUGUAUCACCAUUUCAAUUUUUAUUGAAACAUGGGUACUUUUUUUCACCAACAACCUAGACACAAAGGGCUUUCACAACGAAGGAUGGGGUGUGCUCUAUCUUACAAUCAACUCAUUGGUUGAUGUUUUUGCCAUUAUUGACAUAUUUGUGAACCUCCGCACAGAAGUUUUUACAAAAGAUGGCUAUCAAGCUGACGUAAUGGGUAUUUUUGACAACUAUCGAAGAUCUUGGAACCUGUAUUAUGACGUCCUGGCUGUUUUCCCUUUGGACAUUUUAUCGUUUGCAAAAAGUGGAGAAUCACAUUGGAGAGUUUUAGGCUAUGUCAGAUGGAAUCGUCUUAUUUGGAUUCGGAAGAUUUAUUUGUUUUUCAACAAAAACGAAAAUGACAUGGAUAAGAACCUGUUUGAGCAAAGAACGGCAAAAUGUAUUUUCCUCAUGAUUUUCUCUGUGCACUGCUGCUCUGGAGUAAUGUAUCUCACAGGCUGCAAAGACUUCAGGUGUGAUGAAGAGUCAUGGGCCUGGAACACAGGACUGAAAGCCAGCCAGAGCAACUUGUAUCAUUAUAUGAUUGCUGUUUAUUGGACAACAACAAGCAUGACAACCACUGGAUAUGGUGACAUUGUUCCCAGCACUAUGAAAGAGCGACUUACUGCUGUAUUUGUUUGCUUCAUUGGCUUGUUUGUCUUUAACUACAUCAUCAGUCAAGUCUAUGCCACAUUGGCCAGUCAGAAUGCUGCCAGGGUUACAUUUCAGAAUCUCCUCUCAGCCAUGACUAACUUCAUGGAAAGCCAUGACCUUAGUUUAUCACUUCAAACAAGGGUCACUGAGUAUAUGAGUCUUCUUUGGUCAAAGUACCAGGGUCAAGCAUACCCUGGAGGCCAAUUUUUAAUGCAUGACUUGCCAAUCGAACUUCAACAGAUUGUCCUGAUGAAAGAGAGAGGAAGGUUCUUGUCAAAGAUUCCUUAUUUCGAGCAAGCUGGACAAGCGUUCAUUCGGGAUCUCGCAUCAACCUCUGUCAUGUAUUUCUUUCCCAGAGGGGAGAUCAUCCAGUACAGUGAAACUAUUACCAGAGAGCUAUUUUGCAUUCGAAAAGGGACUUGCCAGAUUCUAAGUGAUGACUUGUCUGAAAUUGUUGGACUCUACGGUGAAGGAAUGUAUUUCGGGAGUCAGGCUGGAUUUUUGUUUGGAAAACAAGCUACAAUGACCGUCCGUGCAAAGACUCACUGUGAGAUCUUAGUGAUCGAUUUUGACAAAGUUAAAGCAGUUCUGGAGAGAUACCCGGUCAUUGAAAGCCAAAUAGCGGAAUUGCAAUCAACACCAGAGUAUUACUACACUUUACUGCAAAGUGUUGAAGAAAUGAUGAAGUCUGAGGAACAGGAUGAUGACACACUGAAGAAGAAAGAUGCCUCGUUGACGUAUCAAGGUCGUCGAUAUGCCAAGAAGUCAAAGUGUUAUAUUGAGGACUUUGGAAACUUCCCAAUCUAUGCUGGAGCAGAAGAAGAAACUGUUGAGGAAAAACUUCUGAAACUGAGCAAAACUAAAGUGAUACCUCCCACUCCAAGUUAUAGGAGUGCCAUUUUGCCUAGCAAUCCACUGUACAUCCGAUGGGAAUUUUUCCGAUGUAUUUUGGCCAUAACGAUCAGCAUCAAUAGCUCUCUUCUUUUUGCUUUUCUCCACUACAAAAAAGAACUCUGGAUCUUGUCCUACGUUCUGGGCCUUUUUUGUUGGAUUGACAUGUAUAUCCGUUUGCAUGUUGCUUUUUACAAGGACAAUCUCAAAGUGGACACGCUGGAAACUGCAAAACACUAUGUGAAGACAAGCUUUCUAAUAGAUCUCAUCAGCUGUUUUCCCUGGGAAGUUAUUGGCUGGAUGGUGGUAUCCCCUUUUGAUGAGAAAGGAUUUUACUCCAACAGCGAAGCACUGCACCUAUAUGCAUAUCUCAGAGUCCCACAUCUUCUCCAGUUAUAUCGGAUUCCUCUUGCAUUUUCAUUCUGGCAAUCUGGGAUUGCAGCGAAAAAGGCGAUUGUCACAUUUGCUAAGUUCUUUCUGUAUUGCAUCCUUUUACUUCACUUCAGCACUUGCAUCGUUUUUGCAAUUGUAUGCCCUCCAGCAGACUUGUUUGGUGACACAACCAAUUACUUAUUGCCUAUGAUAAAGCACAACUGUUCAUCACAAUCCUGGGUGUAUCACUUGGACUACACGUUUAACACAGUGUAUGAAACGGCUACCUUCACAGAACUGUAUUCCAUAAGUUUAUACUUUGCAACUACAACUCUCUGUGGUGUAGGAUAUGGUGAUAUUCAUCCUUAUCUAGCCUCUAUGAAAAUUACCAUGGUCUUCAUAAUGGUGUCUGGAGCGUUGUAUUGUGGUUAUGUGGCUGGUACAUGUGCUGCUAUGUUAGCCAAUGCAGAUGCUACAAGGGAAGCCUUUACUGAGAAAAAGGAAAGGAUACAACUAUUCUUGAAGAGUCAGAACAUUACAGGGGAUCUAUAUCACAAUACUGUGAACUUCUAUGCUUUCAAAUGGAUAAGAACGAAAGGACUAGACCAAGACACAUUGUUUGAGUAUUUGCCAUCAUCUCUACUCGGAGAUAUAUCUACAAUUAUCUACUCUGACCUUAUUGCAAAGGCAUUUGGACUUGAUAUCAAGAGGAAGCAGCGAAGGAACUCAGUGGCACAAAAUCUAUCCCCACUCGAGAGAACAUUAUCUGGAAAGCUUGAUGGACCCUUUUUUCACAAAAUACUGAGGAAAGAGAGUGUGGACCAGUUGGAAACAGAUGGAGGAUUCAUUCGGUUACUAGCUAGACAGAUUCGACCUUGCCUUUACAGAGCUAAUGACCUGAUAUGCAAAAGAAAUGACUUUGGAUCAGAGAUGUAUUUCAUUGAAAAGGGAGAAGUAGAAGUCUUGUCACAGGACGAGUUGACUGUUAUCAUCAAACUGAAUGCAGGACAAUACUUUGGAGAAGGAAGCCUACUGUUUGCAGAACCUCGUGCAACCACAAUAAGGGCUGCCACAAAUUGUGAUCUGUAUGUCCUCUCCAAGAAAAGCCUUGAUGAAACU